Penicillium lagena is the source of this 1869-nucleotide messenger RNA. RefSeq lists its product as uncharacterized. Gene Ontology annotation, cellular component: GARP complex. Gene Ontology annotation, biological process: retrograde transport, endosome to Golgi. The transcript has 2 exons. Bases 1 to 1869 code for a protein of 622 amino acids. Lineage: Eukaryota; Fungi; Ascomycota; Eurotiomycetes; Eurotiales; Aspergillaceae. The record is from RefSeq and is a predicted model, not a curated record.
AUGCCGCCCGACGCGGAGCCCAGUCCCGAUGCCCUGGACGCAGUGGACUACGACCCGAUCGACCACCUCAACGCCAUUUUCGCCCAUCCUUCCUCUCUAUCGUCCGUCGCCCAGAUCUCCAGCGCCCUUCACACAUACGAAAAUGAAUUGGACGAUGACAUCGGUACGCUCGUGGAGACCCAGGUCACCUCCAACGCGGAGAGCGUGGAGCGCAUCCAGACAGCCAAGGCGGACCUGUCCGAGCUGUUCAAGAAGAUAGACGAUGUGCGAGAACGCGCAUCCAAAACGGAGCAAUCCAUUACGGACAUGACCGCCGACAUCAAGCAAUUGGACAAUGCGAAGCAGAACCUCACUCUGUCCAUGACGGCGCUGAAGCGGCUGCAGAUGUUGACGACCGCGUACGACCAGCUACAGGCUCUCAGCCGGACACGCCAGUAUCGCGAGUGUGCGCAGCUGCUUCAGGCGGUCAUCCAGCUGAUGGCGCAUUUCAAGUCAUACCGAUCCAUCGACCAGAUUGCCAUCCUGAGCAAGAAUGUGGCGGACAUACAACGGCAAUUGCUGGAGCAAGUCUGCGAGGACUUUGAGCUGGCUUUCUCCAAGAACGAUGUGACUCAGAAGCGGGGGAUCUUGUCGGAGGCGUGUCAGGUCGUGGACGCUCUAGGCGAGCAUGCGCGGUCUCGGUUGGUAACCUGGUACUGCAACACCCAGCUACGCGAGUACCGGCAGGUCUUCCGGAAUAAUGAAGAGGCAGGCUCCUUGGACAACAUCUCUCGCAGAUACGCGUGGUUUCGGCGCAUAUUGAAGAUCUAUGACGAGGAGAAUGCGGCCAUCUUUCCGACCUCCUGGCGGGUCAAUGAGAUUCUGGCCAAUGUCUUCUGUGAAGGCACGCGCGACGAUUACAAGGGCAUUCUCUCCAGGUCUGUGCGCAGCGGCCAAACCAUUGAUGUCAAUCUCCUGCUCUCAUGUCUGCAGGAAACACUAGACUUCGAGCAUUCACUUGAACGUCGCUUUGCUCCUCCGACACGACAAUCCACCGACACCUUCGCCUCAAAUGAGGCUCCUGUGUUCAGUCAAUCCAUCUCUGAAGCCUUUGAGCCCUAUCUCAGUGUCUGGGUUGAGGCUCAGGACAAGCAGCUGGCUGCACUGCUGCCCAAGUAUCGACAGCAGCCCCUGAGACCCAUCGAUGAAGAGUUUGACUCGCACACGGUGAUCCCAUCAUCCACUGAACUCUUCGCAUUCUACAGGCAUUCCUUGCAGCAAUGUGCCAAGCUCUCAACAGGGAACAGUCUAGCGGAGCUGGCAAAGGUGUUCGCCAAGUAUCUAGAUCAGUACGCACAGCAGGUUCUUCUCAACUAUAUAAGUGAGCGGCCCUCGGCUCAUACACCAUCAAAAACGCCAUCAGAGGAAGACCUUAUCUCGGUUCUCAAUACCGCCGACUACUGCUACACGACGUGCACCCAAUUAGAAGAGAAAAUCAAGGGAAGACUCGAUGAUACCGUCAAGCAGAGCGUGGACCUACAGAGUCAGGCCGACUCCUUCAUGGGGAUCGCUUCGGCUGCUGUUCGAGGCCUUGUGCGGAAGGUGGAACUUGACCUGGAAUCUUGCUGGCGGGAAAUGCGCAAUACGCCAUGGAGCAGAAUGGAGGCUGUCAGUGACCAGAGCUCCUAUGUGGGCGAGCUUCUUUCACGGACGAAGACAAGGGCGUCGGAGAUCACACAGCUGUUGCACAAGCAGCAAUAUGCGAGGGCUUUCGCCGAUCAUCUGGUCGAGCUCAUAUCGAGCUUGUUCAUCAGCAAUGUCUUCCAGUGCAAGCCUGUCUCAGAAACGGGUGCAGAACAGGUAAAUUCCUUUCCAUAUCGCUAUUUUUAA